This is a messenger RNA of Phragmites australis (common reed), 1095 nucleotides long. RefSeq names its product ras-related protein Rab5A-like. The transcript is spliced from 8 exons. The record is from RefSeq and is a predicted model, not a curated record. Lineage: Eukaryota; Viridiplantae; Streptophyta; Magnoliopsida; Poales; Poaceae. Gene Ontology annotation, molecular function: GTP binding; GTPase activity. Bases 103 to 714 code for a protein of 203 amino acids.
UGCGAAGCGAACAACUAAAAAUUCCCCAGUUGGGUUCUUGCGUGCGAUUCGAUCGUCGUCCAGGGUUUCAGCCGAGGUUUCCCCAAUCCGUCGUCGAAUUCGAUGGCGGCUAACGCUGGCAACAAGAUCCGCAACGCCAAGCUGGUUCUUCUUGGAGAUGUGGGUGCUGGCAAAUCUAGCUUGGUUCUUCGGUUUGUAAAAGGACAAUUUGUUGAAUUCCAGGAAUCAACUAUUGGAGCGGCUUUCUUCUCCCAGACUUUGGCGGUCAAUGAUGAGACUGUUAAAUUUGAAAUCUGGGAUACUGCUGGGCAGGAGAGGUACCAUAGCUUGGCUCCGAUGUACUAUAGGGGUGCUGCUGCUGCCGUUGUUGUCUAUGACAUCACGAAUCCGGCCUCCUUCACCCGUGCAAAGAAAUGGGUUCAAGAACUUCAAGCUCAAGGAAACCCGAAUACAAUUGUGGCUCUUGCAGGCAACAAGGCUGAUAUGCUAGAUGCGAGGCAGGUGCCAGCAGAGGAAGCAAAGACGUAUGCGCAGGAGAAUGGGCUUUUUUUCAUGGAGACAUCUGCUAAAACUGCUAUCAAUGUGAAUGACAUAUUUUAUGAGAUUGCAAAGAGGUUGCUUCAAGGGCAACCGGCUCCAAACCCACAGGCUGGAAUGGUUCUGACUCAGAGACCAAAUGAGAGAAUGGUCAGCACUUCUUCAUGCUGCUCUUGAAGCACAGCUUAAACCUUAUAUUGCCAUGACGAAAUCUACCAGAGGAAAUUCAACAAAAUAUCCCCAGUGUCCUGUGUGGCAGCCUUCCGGGUUGAUAUACUCCAGAUCUCCUACUCUUUUCUGUUCAUGUGUUUGUCAUGUAAAUGUCAACUAGAAUGCCACUGCAGAGACCCAGAAGUGUUACAAAGCAUUGGUUGUGUUGUUAUCAUUCAAUGGUGUCCUUAAGUAUUCAAAUCUGCAUGCCAUGGUAUUUUAUGUUUUGGUUAUCUGCUGCGCCUGAGACAUGGUAAAGCUUGGUUGCUGUUGUCUCACACUACUCAGCUGCAGUUUUCACCACUGCAGCACCCAAGAAAGGAAAAUAUAAUACCCUGUUCUUUGUGU